AUGUCUCAGCCCCCAUCCGCCCAACUCCUCACCCUCCUACAAUCCCUGCGCACGACCCCGACCCGUCUUAUACAAUCGCCCGUGACCCAGCCGCGCCGUGCUUCUGUCGCUAUCAUAUUGCGCCUGAAACCAGCAGACGAGCUAGUCUUUGAAGGGCACGAGACUGAAGGGUAUGACGGCAAUGUCAUUGCACGAGAUGACUGGGGAGAGGGCUUGGAAUUUGAGGACUAUAUGAAGCUUCCAUGGGUGAAUCACCCCAAUACUGUCCCCGAAGUCCUCUUCAUCCGCCGAGCAUCUCCGCCCCCAACACCCUCCACUGCGGGAAACACCCACCACCGCUGGGCAUCCCACAUCGCCUUCCCUGGUGGCCGCCAAGAGCCUGAUGACCAGUCCGCAUACUAUACUGCUCUGAGAGAGACGUGGGAGGAGAUUGGGGUGGAUCUAGCAGAAAAGGAGUAUCUGAGUGUUGGAAGACUGGACGAGAGGGAGGUUACCACGAGUCUCGGCAAGAGGCUGUUGAUGAUUCUAAGCCCCUUUGUCUUUCUACAAACGUCCCCCUUCAGCCCCACUCCGGAGCUCCAAGCUUCCGAAAUCUCCUCGGUCCACUGGGUUCCAUUAACGCUCCUCGUUCCACCUUUUGCCGACGAUCGCUGGGCAAAGAUCGACAUUGACAUAAGCAGUCGCCUCAGUCCAAGGAACAAGCUCGUGCGAUGGUGCUUGCGCAACUUGAUCGGCAAAAUGAAAUUUGGAUGUCUGCUGUUACCAGACGACCCUGCUGCCAUCGCCAAAGACUUUGAUAGAGCAGAGUUUGAUGAGAGUGUGGAAGGGAGUGGGAGCUGGACAAACAGCCAUGACGGAAGUCAAGUGCUCCGCCUGUGGGGCUUGACGCUGGGUAUGACCCUCGACCUCAUAUCGCACCACCCCUCCGCCCCAUCCACCCUGCUAACGGAAGGAUCCACCUUGACCUCUUCUUCUCCUACCAUCCCCAUCUCCGAGUACACUCCACUCAACGAACCUCGAACGCCUGUCACUGUACAGAGCUCGUUUGAGGAUGAAUGGGAGGCGGCCAGAAAGGUUCUGAAAGAUGAGACGGAUAAGAACACCAAGGCGGCUGCGGCGGAGAAUGGAAAGGAGAGGAAGAGGAGACGAGGCGCAGGCCCGUAUAUGACAGCUGUUUUCCCUACCUUUACCUACCCGGACGUCAAUUUCUGGAUCUGGGUGUUCUCGAGGCGCUACCGACAGGUGAUCAGAUCAUGGGAAUCAUCGACUAUCGGCCGUUCCCGUGCGGCCGACAGGCGUAUUAACUGGUCCGGCCAAGCCCUCGCGACAUUCUACACGGCCGUCCGCCAGGCGCUGCUGGUAGCAAUUAUCAUCCGCGGCUUGUGCCUCAGUGCAGGGAUCGUUGGUUUCAGCUACUUUGUGCUCAAGUCGCUUGCCAGGAGCGACGGGAGGGAGCUCUGA
Molecule: messenger RNA, 1461 nt
Organism: Cryptococcus wingfieldii CBS 7118
Lineage: Eukaryota; Fungi; Basidiomycota; Tremellomycetes; Tremellales; Cryptococcaceae
Exons: 9
Coding region: 1-1461 (486 amino acids)
Molecular function (GO): coenzyme A diphosphatase activity
Source: RefSeq, a predicted model, not a curated record